CAAAACUCGUUUUUCUCCCGCCAAGCAAACGAACCAGAGAAAAUGAGAGAGAACCGAACACCGCUCAAGGACCAAUCCCGACAUGUGAAGCUCGCGACUCCCGUUCCCAAGAAGAAGAUUCCGAAGAAGAGCUUGAACACCGUCUUUUCUGCAGUUUCGGAAGACGAACCGGUGGAUAAUUUCAAGAUUUCAGUGGAUUCUACUCCGAUUUCUGAGUGUUCCAAGAUUUCAGUGGAUUACACUCCGAUUUCUGUGAUUUCUGAUGUGGAUUUCACCGAGAGUAUGAUGCUGGUGCCGGAUCCAGCUCUGUCGAUGCCAUCAGAGACAUUGCUUCCAUCCAAUGUCUCACUGUCUCCGGAGGCCAGUGUCAAUAAGGAUGGACUGGGCAAUGUCUCUCUAAGUAGUGGUAAAUCAAGCGAAUUUGAUGGCUCGAACUUUGUUUCUAUGGAGGCUGACAUUGUGGAGAGAUUUCUCAGGCAAGCGCGGACUCAGGUCUUGAAUUCCGAGGUGGAUACUAAAUCUAAGAAGAUUCUGGAUGCGCUGGUUGACAUUGUCUUAGAGGAGCUCCACACUUCACCUGCAGAGAGGGACUGGGUAACUGAACUUCUGUCGACAAAAAUUUACAUAACAAUGGCGUGUUUUGUGCUCUGGAUCAUUGCAUUGGCUGUCUGGGUGUUCGGCUCUGGACGCCGAAACACUUUUCGUGGACCUCUGCCAACUUGAGCAGACUCCGGAGAACAGAUGAGGAACGGGAUAAACUUCUACUGUGAGAGCAACUUGCUGGAGGGAACCAAUCAAAUCGCGCCGACGAAUGGUCCGCAGGUAAAUGUCUUGUUUUUAAAUCUUGAAAAUAAUUUGUAGUUUAGUGACAGUGCAAGAAGGAGAGAGCUAGCUCUACUUAAAAUCAAAGAUUCUGAUUUGGGUAUAAUUCCCAAAGGAAGGAGAGUUUGUUGUUGUUUAAAGUAGUGAUUAGCAUAAUUAGAGGGAAAAACACUAGGAGCCAUGGAUGAAGAUUCUGUGUUGAAAUCA
Pyrus x bretschneideri (Chinese white pear) is the source of this 1029-nucleotide messenger RNA. Its product is annotated as protein SINE3. Lineage: Eukaryota; Viridiplantae; Streptophyta; Magnoliopsida; Rosales; Rosaceae. The transcript has 4 exons. Bases 43 to 723 code for a protein of 226 amino acids. The record is from RefSeq and is a predicted model, not a curated record.